Histoplasma mississippiense is the source of this 1524-nucleotide messenger RNA. RefSeq lists its product with no specific name. The transcript has a single exon. The record is from RefSeq and is a predicted model, not a curated record. Gene Ontology annotation, biological process: phospholipid transport. Gene Ontology annotation, molecular function: lipid binding. The coding region runs from base 1 to 1524 and encodes 507 amino acids. Lineage: Eukaryota; Fungi; Ascomycota; Eurotiomycetes; Onygenales; Ajellomycetaceae. Gene Ontology annotation, cellular component: ERMES complex; endoplasmic reticulum.
AUGCCUCAUAUGGAAAUGUCAAUAGAGCCCAUAGUCAGUACCAGACAGAUUACAUAUGGUGUGAUUCUUCGUGCCAUCGAAAGCAGGAUAAGGGAAGUCGUUGCGGAAAGUUUAGUCCUUCCAUUCUGGGACGAUAUACCAUUCCUAGAUACCGAACACGAAACCUUCCGUGGUGGUAUUUGGCAUCACCCCCCAAAACGCCCGCCGAAAACUGUGAUCCCUGACGAACCUGAAGCACAACAAGAACCCCUUGACCCGGUUUCUCCGCUCGUUCCCGUGCCCAAUAAUACUGAUGCCACCAUGGCUCCGCCUUCAAUGCCUGGGUCAGCUUCGUCAGCCAUAGCGAGUCGAAGAGGUUCGAAAUCCAUACCCUCGCAGCUGGGAGAAUUGGGUUCGUCGGUUUCCUCUGGCAUGGAUAGAGCAAAUCGACUGGAACCCCCUCGAGCUAUCCGAUCCCGAACAUUCUCACAUGUUGCCGAUCCUGUCGUCACAGCAGAUACCGUGAAAGUAGACCAUUCCGUUUGGGAUUCGAAAUUGGAGGAAAAAGAUGCAACAGCCACUAUGAUUGAGAUAUCUAACCGCUCCCAGCCAAACUCUCCCACAGGAACGCCAGUUGGCUCACCUCCAAAAGAAGCAUCCUCAAUGCACAGAAAACAGGUGUCACCCAGAUCCAGCACUAUAUCCGACGAGACCAGACCAAUCGAUAUUACACCCCGUACACCUUCGACGCGCGAUAGUAUUUCACCAGCUACGCUGUCUAUAUCCGGUAGUCCACGAAGCUCAAGCUUUUCUUUAAAAAGUGAGACGAACAAACAAAACAAAACCUCUGGAUCUCAGCCUAUAGUUGACGUUCCAAAUAAUAAAACCCCUGAACGACAAGUUAUAGGAUCAAUAGGGUCGGCAGCCGCUGCUGCGCGAAAAUGGGGUUUGAAUGUUCUUAAACGGAAUGGAGAGCCGUCUUUAAAAGGAGAGAACAAAACACUAAUGCCAGAUCAUCCUAUUGGGCGGGGACACCCACUACCUCCACCAGGCACACCUCUUCCGCUUCCAGACAAGUUUGGCUUCUUGUCUAAUCCUUCCAUACCGAAACGUAAACCAUUACCCCCGCCGCUAUUACCUGAGCGACCGCAGAAGGCUUCUCGUCCUGUACCUAAUCCUCCACUUCCAAGUCGUCCUGGCUCAUCCACAAAGAAAAGCCAAGAACAAAUGUCUGACGAGCUUUUGAUCAUCGAAGCCCCUCUUGGCUCAGAACCCACAACACCAGUUACUGAUUUUUCUCCUGACGACAAAGAAAAGGAGAACACUAACUUCGUGGAAAGUUAUUUGCCUCCAAUAGAACAUAACACUUCAGUAUCAACGAUUGCAGAGUCACUUGGUGCUGAGAACAGCAAGGACAGUGACUUGAAAGCACAGGAAGACGGCACGCAAUCGACAGGAACUAUGCCCUCAAAGGAUGAGGCGAUAGCAACCCCCCCCUCUGUACUAACUUACAAUGAACAAACAGACAUCCUUCUCCAUCCGUGA